This is a messenger RNA of Verruconis gallopava, 3536 nucleotides long. RefSeq lists its product as uncharacterized. Lineage: Eukaryota; Fungi; Ascomycota; Dothideomycetes; Venturiales; Sympoventuriaceae. The transcript is spliced from 5 exons. Gene Ontology annotation, biological process: intracellular signal transduction; protein phosphorylation; regulation of MAPK cascade. The record is from RefSeq and is a predicted model, not a curated record. Gene Ontology annotation, molecular function: ATP binding; protein serine/threonine kinase activity. Gene Ontology annotation, cellular component: cytoplasm. The coding region runs from base 515 to 2986 and encodes 823 amino acids.
CCAGAGAUCCCACGACCACAUCCUCUUUUCGACGCCGACAAACCCAGUCGCUCCGCCUAAACGUUGUCUCCACGCCGGUGACAGCCUCCAACCCUCGCGUCGCUUUCUUCUCCCUCCUCUCCUUCGCCCCCUCUCCCCUUCUCUUCGCGACCUUCCAUCAGUCGGAAGCGUAGCCUUGACCUUGCGCGCUUCUCUUCGCGCCUCUGUCACGAGCUUUCUCACCCUGCACUGCCUGCCGUGCCCGUCUGAGCCUCGCGAACUCAACGACGGCUUCUUCGCCAAGUCCACGACCACCGCCCAGAUCUCCAUGCUCGCCAUAGUCUUGUGCAUAUAGGCCGUUUCAUCCGUACGCGCUGUGCACCGACCGUGCUCCUCGCCGGCACGUUAGUCAACCACGGCCGAAAGUCCCCCUCUCUCUUCUAACUCUGCCUCUUGCACUGCACCAACACGCCUCGACGACCGAGAGGCACUACGUGAGCCCCAGAUCUGAGCUCUCUCGUAGACGACAGACAUCAUGUCGUCCUCAGGCGGACAGCUGUACACGCCUGGCCAGUUCAUGAAUCCAGGCCCCGCGCCACGUCCUCCAACCGACCGACCACGACUGAAUCUCACACCCCAGGUGUCCUCCUUGCCUGCCAGCGUCUCCUCUUUGAGCCUCCAAACGCCUACCUCCGCCAGUGCUUCACAGACAAGCCUGCUCCUUCCGCGAAGCCAAACAGAGCGAUUGGGCGGGGGAUCCUUCGCGGUUCUCAAGCAAGGAUGGGCAAAGGUCAAGGAAGAAGGCGGCAUUCUGCGUGGCCUUGUGUGGAACGAUCGCUUCCUAAUACUGCGCGAAUACACGCUGGAUUUCAUGAAGAACAAUGAGAGCGGCAAGGUCACCAGCACCAUUUACCUGAAGGAUGUCACCAACAUCACCCGUUCGGAGGUUCAUCCAUACUCGUUCGAGAUCACACGUACUGCGAACCCGAGCAACGGACAGUCCCCUCCACGAGACGGCCCAACCAAGGUCACCAUCUGCAAGGUCACCACCGACGACGAGGUCUACUCGUGGAUUGAUUCCAUCUACACUCGAUGCCCAAGCAUGGGUGGUGUGAGCAAUCCCACCAACUUCACGCACCGCGUUCACGUCGGCUUUGAUCCCGUCAGUGGUGCCUUCGUAGGUUUGCCGCCAGAAUGGGAGCGCCUGUUGGCUUCGUCCGCCAUCUCGAAAGACGACUACCAGCGCAAUCCAGAAGCCGUCGUCGAAGUUCUGAACUUCUACACCGAGAAGCUUAUGAAACGAGCAGAAGAUCCCCAGCAGUAUCCCAGCCUCACGCCUACACCGCCCGUGGAAUCUCAGAUGAACAAGCAGUUAGGCUAUAGUGGCGUGGGCAGCUCAAUCGCGCCACCCCGUCCUCAGCCACCCAACAACUUCCAGCGGUCAGAUUCCUUCCCUCAGCAACGAAGCAACAACUAUUCUCCCGCCAAUGAAAAAUCCAGACGUGACGAGGAAGAGCAGCGAGCUGCGGACGAACAGCGACGGCGCAUGGAAGACGAGAAAAGGCGGCGACAAGAGCAAGAGAGAAGGGAGGCCGAGCGUCGUGAGCGCGAAGAGCAGGCUGCAUACAACGCUUCUUUGCCCAAGUCUCGGCCGCCUUUGGCGCAGCAGGAGAUUGGCGGCUAUGGGGGAGACGAGAGAAAGCCAUCAGUGUCGCAGCCAGAUCGCUACAAUCCAUCUCGUCCAGCCCCGAGCACACCUACCAGCGCUUCCCGAGAUCCCCGCCAACAGGGCCCCUCGAUGCGCCAGCCGCAGCAACCACUCCAAGCGUCGCGCCCGGCGCCGCCCAAGCCGAACGGUACUUCGUCCUAUUCUUCACAGUCUAAACAACAGGCUGCCUCCAAUGCUCGCGCUCAACCAAGUGCCUCAUCGCAGACCCGAAUCCCUGCAGCCGCAGCCCCGAAACCACUCAAUGUGCCCACAAAGAACCAAGAAGUUAAGAAAGCAGAGGCUGCGCUUACUCGCAAGGAAGAGGGAGGCGGUCGCAAGGAGGUACGCAUGUCGAGCAUGAGCGAGGCGGAGGUUAUGGCCAAGUUACGAGAGGUCGUUUCCAAAGAGCGACCGCUCGACUCGUAUAACAAGCAGAAAAAGAUUGGCCAGGGAGCGUCUGGAUCUGUCUACGUUGCUCGUAUCCGCGAAAAUGCUACUUCGCCCAUGGCUCGUAAGAUUCUGCGUGAACAAGGGCCCAAGGCUCAGGUCGCUAUCAAGCAGAUGGACUUGAGAAACCAGCCACGCAAGGAGCUGAUCGUCAACGAGAUCAUCGUUAUGAAGGAGAGCAGACACGAGAAUAUUGUUAACUUCCUAGACGCAUUCUUGCAGGAGGAAUCAUCUGAGCUCUGGGUCGUGAUGGAAUUCAUGGAGGGUGGUGCUCUGACAGACAUCAUUGACAACAAUCCCAACAUCACAGAGGACCAAAUCGCGACUGUCUGCCUUGAGACUUGCAAGGGUCUCUCGCAUCUGCAUGCCCAGAACAUCAUUCACCGCGAUAUCAAGAGCGAUAAUGUUCUGCUCGAUGCUCGAGGAAACGUUAAGAUCACUGACUUCGGUUUUUGCGCAAAGCUUACUGAACAGCGUAAUAAGCGUGCGACCAUGGUCGGUACGCCGUAUUGGAUGGCUCCCGAAGUCGUUAAGCAAAAGGAGUAUGGCAGUAAGGUCGAUAUCUGGUCCCUCGGUAUCAUGGCGAUUGAGAUGAUUGAAUCCGAACCUCCAUAUCUCAACGAGGAGCCACUCAAGGCGCUCUAUCUUAUCGCUACCCACGGUACGCCUCGUUUGAAGAAGCCGGAGAAGCUGUCUAGGGAGCUCAAGGCUUUCUUAAGCGUCUGUUUAUGCGUAGACGUGAAGUCGCGAGCUACGGCCGACGAGCUCAUCUCUCACGACUUCUUAAAGAAUGGCUGUUCUCGUGAGAGUCUCGCGCGCUUGCUUGCUUUCCGCAACAAGGGUGGUCACUAAAAGAUGGUGGGACGCGACAGACCGUCCUCAUCAAAUCAACGUGCUUGUCAUGCUCGGCAACGACGAAUCUUCGGACAUUCCACAAAACAGCGCAACAACCCAGUGUAUGAACCCACGUUGCGUGUGCUUCCGCAGCUACUACAGCAUAUCAUGAGACACGGGCCCGGGAGGACAUGGACUACAUAAUGUCUGAUCUUUCUGCGCUUGAAACACAUUUGGAGGGCAAGAUAGACCACUACGAUUCUCUUCUUCGUUCAACUGCCACAUACCCCCUUUGUAUUUUUCUCCCCCACCCCCCCAAAAAAAAAUAUCAGUGGGCAGGCACAUAUCACAUUUGUUGGACUACUUCCAUAUGCCGUUGCGUAUUUGAGAUGGAGGUGUAGCGAAAUGGACAAUCGUUGAUACUUCAGGCGUUCGAGCGGGUUAGGUGACAGGCUGAUGAUAGAAGCCAUUGAGCGUGCAAUGUGUGUGUGUGUGUGUGUGGUCUAGUUACCAAAUGGGACUUCAAAAUGACUUGAUACGAAUCAUAAAAAAAACGACCUUUGAAAAA